AUGGCCGAAGUCGACAGUAACCAGAAAGCUCACCCAGAUGAGUUGAACCAUGUUUUUGAAGUAGGCGCGACCACCACUGAGUAUAAGCGGCAUCCAGCGUAUUCCCACAGAGAAUGGCUUUUGGAAUCGAUUAGUUCGAUUCUGGCUUUGGGCGUCCUCAUUGGCAUUGCCUUGAUCUUCUGGUAUAUGGACAACAAGCCUCUCUCUGCCUGGCGCGGCCGCGUCUCUCUCAACGCAACAAUUUCCAUCCUGACAACGGCAUACACUACGGCGUUGAUGCAUGGGGUAAGCACAUUUAUUGCACAGUCAAAAUGGCUUCACUUCAGGAACGGGCCUCGCAAACUUGCGGACUUGGAAAAAUUCGAUGGAGCGAGUCGUGGUGUUGGCGGAUCUAUUCUUCUGCUUACCACCGUCAAGUGGAAUCUUGCCACCAUCGGCGCAUUUAUCACGAUCCUGCGACUUGCUUUCUCGCCAUUCGCACAACAGGUGGUUCUGAUUGAGCAGCGAGAUAUCAUCUCUUCUGCCAACACUGUCACCUUCGGAUAUGCGCAUAAUUACACACGGAGCAUACUAAAUAUUGACACGUUCAACUCUGACAUCGAGAGCACCCCGCAGGAUCCCCAUAUGCAGUCUACCAUCAUUCAGGGCAUUUAUGGCAUCAACACUGCAGAACCUUUCCACUGCCCCGGGGCAUGUCGUUGGACUGAAUCAUAUAUAUCACUUGGGUUCAAGUCUGAGUGUAGGAAUGUCACCCAGGAAACAUUGCAAACGGCAACCUGUGAGGGCAGCGAAUAUUCCUCACAACAAUGCAACAUGACAACACCAGGCGGAAUUGACCUUGCAACUCGCUUUUGGUUCAGCGAUUUGGGGACAACAUAUUACCUGAAUGCAUCGUCACUAUUGGUAAACACAUCAAUAUCGUCAAUAUCAUCAUCGAAUGCAUUCCCAGAUACCUUUCCCGAAAUCACGCGAUUCGCAAUUUAUAGAUCGACACCUGACAGCAAUUUUCUGAUGCAUGACAUCAACAUCACCGACUGUUCUCUCUUCAUCACGGCCUAUGAGUACACAGGUGCUAAAGCAAAUGGUAGUGAUUUCUCCUUUGCAAGUAGGAGGGAGGUCGAUUUCGGCGUGAAGAAUCCCUGGACGAUCGAGACCGGAACAAAAGACAUUAAAUUCAAGCGCAUAUACACUAAUCAGUCGACAAGUAGUGAUAUCCAUAUUCCUGCACUUGAAAUGGGAUAUUCUAGUCUUACCGCAGUGGAAACCUUUUUCGAGUCCACGUCAAUAGUUACCGAGUGGGUCUCAGGGAACUUUAUCAACCCGAACCUCGGUGUCGCCGCUGCUCUAUCUGGCGAUGUGGAUAUUAGCGCCCGGUUUCACAAAAUGGCGAUUGCUAUGACUGACUAUCUACGGUAUGGUCCAAAUACCCAGUCUGCAUAUGGAGAGGUAGUUCAGAGCGAGCCAUUUGUUUCUAUCCGCUGGGGGUACUUUAUUGUUCCGAUCGUGACUGAAGUAUUCGCUAUUUUGUUCGCUAUCUUGAGUAUUUUUAGCAAUCGCGAGAGCCGCCGUGUUCCACUGUGGAAGUCCUCGACGCUUGCUGUGCUGGCCUGCCAGUAUGAGGAACGGCUUGGGCUACUGGAAACUACGGGCAGGGAUAUUAACGAGAUCCAGGAUGAGGCCGAGAAGGCUGAGGUACAGCUGCAAUAG
Penicillium vulpinum is the source of this 1707-nucleotide messenger RNA. Its product is annotated as DUF3176 domain-containing protein. The record is from RefSeq and is a predicted model, not a curated record. The transcript is spliced from 2 exons. NCBI's taxonomy places the organism in Eukaryota, Fungi, Ascomycota, Eurotiomycetes, Eurotiales, Aspergillaceae. The coding region runs from base 1 to 1707 and encodes 568 amino acids.